AUGGAAGGAAUAAAUAAACCUUCAAAGAUACAGUUCUUCUUCCGUCCAUUCUCAACUCGCCCUGAGGUACAGGUGGUGAUUUUUGUGGCCUUCCUGGUGAUGUACGUGACCAGCGUCACUGGAAAUGCUACCAUCGCAGUCACUGUCCAGCUCAACCACGCCCUCCACACUCCCAUGUACUUUUUCUUGGCUAAUUUGGCAGUUCUGGAAAUCUUCUAUACAUCUGCUAUUGCGCCACUGGCUUUAGCCAACCUUCUGACGAUGGGCAAAACUUCCGUUUCCGUCACUGGAUGUGGCACCCAGAUGUUUUUCUUUGUCUUCUUGGGUGCUGCUGACUGUGUCCUGCUCGCAGUCAUGGCUUGUGAUCGGUUUAUAGCGAUCUGUUACCCUCUGAGAUACGCCCUCAUCACGAGCUGGCCCUUGUGUGCGGAGCUGGUGGCUGGCUCGCUGGUGCUGGGCUGCCUGCUGUCACUGCCGUUGACCGUUUUAAUCUUCCACCUCCCCUUCUGCAACAACAACGAGAUCUACCACUUCUACUGCGACCUGCCUGCAGUCAUGCGCCUGGCUUGUGCAGACACACACGUUCACGAGACUGCCCUGUACAUCAUCAGCUUCAUCGUCCUCAGUAUCCCCCUCUCACUUAUUUCCAUCUCUUAUACCUUCAUUGUGGCGGCCAUUGUACGGAUCCAGUCAGCUGAGGGACGCCAGCGAGCCUUCUCCACCUGCUCCUCUCACCUCAUGGUGGUCCUUCUACAAUACGGCUGCACCAGCUUUAUAUACUUGUCCCCGAGUUCCAGCUACUCUCCUGAGAUGGGCCGCAUGGUGUCCGUGGUCUACACUUUCAUCACCCCUAUUUUAAACCCGUUGAUCUAUAGUAUGAGGAACAAAGAACUGAAAGAUGCCCUGAGGAAGACUCUGAGAAAGUUCUAG
Molecule: messenger RNA, 930 nt
Organism: Orycteropus afer afer
Lineage: Eukaryota; Metazoa; Chordata; Mammalia; Tubulidentata; Orycteropodidae
Product: olfactory receptor 10V1-like
Exons: 1
Coding region: 1-930 (309 amino acids)
Biological process (GO): G protein-coupled receptor signaling pathway
Cellular component (GO): membrane
Molecular function (GO): G protein-coupled receptor activity; olfactory receptor activity
Source: RefSeq, a predicted model, not a curated record